AACACAACCGAGGAGUUCCGAUUGAUGUCUUGUAGUUUUGUCAUCGACAGAAAUACCGUAGGCUCUGCAUUUGGAAGACCAGAAGUGAUUUUCUAGUAUUUUCUUUUCCUGUACUGCACAACAGCUAUGUAAUAUGCAUUUCGUAUGGACUCUAUAAUGUAUAUGUUAGUCUCAGUAUACCAACGUUGUAUAUGUGUGUGAGCUGAUAAUGGUAUUUGAAGGACAUCGUCAACGAUAAGAAUUUGUUAUAAUGGCUGCAAGCACUGUACCAUUAGACACCCAUAAUGCUACUCUCCUCAAUGAACUUGAGAUCGGGGAUAUGGUGGAAUUUCCAAGAGGCUUGUAUUCACACUGGGGUGUAUAUAUAGGUGAAGGAAAGAUAGUGCACCUUUCAGGAGGGGACAAUGACGGCAUCAAUGCUUUUAACUCCGGAAGUGUUUUUACGAUCUGUGGGAAGAGUUUCAACAAAGCAUUUGUGAGGGUUGAUGACUUUUGUAGAGUUGUCCUUGGCUGUAAGGCAAAGAAAAACAAUGGAAAGGACAGGAAGUGCACGCCCCGCCAAGCACAUGAGAUAUUGCAGAUUGCUCUGGACAUGGUUGGAGAGAUAGGCUAUAAUGUUCUGUGGAAUAACUGUGAACAUUUCGCAGCCUUCAUUAGAUACGGACGAAAGUGGUCUGAGCAGGCUGAUACUGCUCUAGUGUGGACUGUGGCAGCUGGUGCUGUAGCAGUCGGUGGACUUUUGUUGCAGAGUGUUUUCAGUGGUUCAGAGGAAAAGAAAGAAGCAAAUAAAUAGUGUAUAUAGCAACAUUGAUGUACAAAUUAACGAAAACAUUGUCAGAGAUUUCGAGAUAGAUUCUGUACCAACUAGGAAAUCUGUUAAAAUUUAAAAGUACAUGUACAUGUAUAUCAAAUGGAGGAUAUUUGAUUUUACAUUCUCAUAUUUGACAUGACUAGCAUUGUUUGAUAUAAUUGAGGAUAUUUAAAUUUACAUUCUCAUAUCUGACAUGAUUGGCAUUGUUUGAUAUAAUUGAGGAUUUUAAAUUUACAUUCUCAUAUCUGACAUGACUGGCAUUGUUUGAUAUAAUUGAGGAUAUUUAAAUUUACAUUCUCAUAUCUGACAUGACUGGCAUUGUUUGAUAUAAUUGAGGAUAUUUAAAUUUACAUUCUCAUAUCUGACAUGAUUGGCAUUGUUCGGUAUUAUUGACAGAAUCAUCCCAGGCUGAUCCAUAUUUAUUAAGUUUUGUAAAGUAUUAAGCUUUGAUUUUAAAAUGGUCAUUCGAAUUUGAAUAAUUUACUCUUUUAAUAUUCUCACAGUUGACAAACUGUUAGAUAUGCAAAUGGUCAGGGAUAGUGACACAUUGGGUAAAUUAGCUUUAUUUGAGAAAGUGAGAAAGUUCCCCUAUCAGUAAUGAUAAUUACAGAAAUGGAUGAAGCCUACCUUUUACAGUUUUGGAAACUAUUUAGGAUGAGUCGUGUUCUUUUUUGAUUGAUUUUUCUCCAUAUUUUCAUAUUAAUGAAGAAAUGGUAACAAAAAUGUCCUGAAACAUUGUUGGUGAAAUUUCUACAGGAUGAAUUGGAAAAUUACUCAAAAAAUGUUUGUUAAUUGAGUUACUGGUUAAUUCAAUAUGGAAAUCAUACAAUAUACAAAAAUCAGUUUAUGAUUUUGAAAUGUUAUAUUAAAACAUUUACAACACAUAUAUAUUAAUUAACAUGAGAGCACAAUAUGCUUUACAAUAUCUAACCAAAUACUGUAACAUUUCCAAAACACUAGAAUUCCACGGAAGUGGAUGUAUUGCUUGCACUAACUUAAUUGAAAAGGUGUAAUUUUGAAAAUUUCAUGGUCACCAUACAAAAACCAUCAUACAAUGUACAUUAUGAAUAUGAUACAUACCAAGUCUCAAUUUGAUCGUGGCAAGUGGUAACAAAAAAGGCUGAAAAACUACUAAUUGUGAUAAUUACACAAGUGUACCUGUAACCCAAGGACCAUAACUCCAGCUAAAACAAAAUCGAAUAUUGACAUGCAUUUUAGGCUCAAGCACAAACUGCAAUUCAUUAUGACAUUAUGUGCAAAAUGCCAAAUCUCUUCUUAAUUAUGUGAAUUUUCGAUGUACAACAGGUCAUAACACCAGCAAAAUAAUGGAAUUUUGACAACAGAAUAAAACUUGAGCUGUAUUCUUAUAUGAUAAAACCACAUACUUGUAUGAAGUAACAAAUUGAUGUUGCAAGCAGUAGCAAAAAAAGUCUGGAAAUCAGGGAAAUGUGAGAAUUUGGUAUACGCAAAGGUCCAUAACCCCAGCAAAAAAUGCAUUAUCGACGCAGGAUUCCAUCUCAAACUGCAAUUCUUUAUGACAAAGCCACAUACUUAGCUACAAAUUGAUCUAGUUAGUGGUAUGGAACAAAUUCGGGUAAAUAAUUAAUUAUGUGACAUGUAAAGUAACUCUAGCAAAAACUAGAAUUUUGACACAGGGUUCAAACUUGAUCUGAAGUCUUACAUGAUAAAGCCCCAUACCAAGUAAUGAAUUAUGUAGCAAGUGGAGCAAAAAAAAUGUCCAGAAAAUUAGAGUGUGCCUGAUGUCCUCUAAACUGAUGAUGACAAAGUCACCCAGAAGUGUCCGCCAUGCUUUGCAGGCAACAUAACAAACGGAAUUUUGUAUAUUGCAUAAUUUCCAAUUCUCAACUGAAAAUAUGUGAAAAAAUAUAUUUCAAUCGGAAGUAACACAAUAAGAUUUAAAAACCAAACAAUCUCAUUUGUGAAAUCAAGUUCUUAUUCAUCAAUAAGGAAUUAAUGACAAUUUUGCAUUGUGACAACCGGCCAUAUCAGCUAAAAUUAUUUGAAGGUUGCAGUAACAUGCCAAUAUAAAAUCAUCAAUUGGUUUGAAGUGUAGACUUGUUUCUAUUUGUAUUUAUUGAUAUACAUGUAUAUUUAUUUGGUGAUGUACAAGUAUAUUUAUUUGGUGAUGUACAAGUGUAUUUAUUUGGUGAUGUACAAGUAUAUUUAUUUGGUGAUGUACAAGUGUAUUUAUUUGGUGAUGUACAAGUAUAUUUAUUUGGUGAUGUACAAGUGUAUUUAUUUAGUGAUAUUAAUUUGUUUGUUAAUGUCAGAUUUUUAUUUGUUGAUAAUAAUGAUUUGUUUACUGUUAUACACUGUAAAUCAUUGGCUUCCAUCAGUUUAAUAUACCUGUUUAUUGACAUUAAGAAAUCUUUUAUCAAUAAAUGAAUUAAAAUUAUAUUAAUAAGUAUUAAAAAAAGAAUAUGCAAAAAAAUCUUUAAAUUAACUGAAUAUUUAUAUAUGUAUUCAACUGGCUGACAUUCUGAAAUAUGACAUUAUUAAAUCUUCGGUUAUAUUUACAGAAUAUCUAACACAUAGUCAGCUUCUGUUAAAUUCUCAUCAAAAUGAACAGUUAUCAAAUUAAUUGGCAGAGGACUUUACCAAAGGGGAUUAAUUCUGUAUUUAUUCUAUAUUAUGUAGAUGUAAACUGUAUUUCAAGUGUGUUUUUUUUUUUAAUCAGUAGCGGCUUUAUGAUAUCUAGAACAUUUGCUGUUUUUGUCAUUUUUUUAAAGUUACAGUGGAAUGUUUAAGAAUCUGUCAGUAUGCACGUAUAAAAGAUGUGGGGAUAUUGGAUUUUUCUAAAGACAAAUAUAGGGAUGUAGAAAUUAUGCUCAGAACCUCGACAGAGUCUCAUUUCUAACAAAAUAUUCUUGUAAAAUUUCUUAACAAAUCAUCAACUGUAAUAUGGACUGUGAUAUGCCUCUGAUGUUAUUUGAACUUAGGUUAACAUCAAUUUUACUGGCAAUGUCGAUCGGAGACAUCAUUUAUAAUGCCUAUAUAUAUAUUAAUGGCUAUAUAUAUAUCUAUAUACAUAUCAUGUUAUGAAGAUUUCGCCUUUUUUAGUUACUUAUUAACAUACAUGUGUAAUUUCAAAAUCUUAUUUUGUCAUAAUACAUUCAUGUGAGAACACAUUUUUGUUACAUUAUUUAGGAGAUAUGUAUUUGUAUGUUUUACUGUGAUAAUCACUUGUUCCAAAUACGUAACUUGCUUGAUUGGUACACGAUUGGAGUGUUAAUAAACGUUGGUGUGACGUG
Messenger RNA from Pecten maximus, 4083 nucleotides. Its product is annotated as phospholipase A and acyltransferase 2-like. NCBI's taxonomy places the organism in Eukaryota, Metazoa, Mollusca, Bivalvia, Pectinida, Pectinidae. The transcript is spliced from 5 exons. Gene Ontology annotation, biological process: N-acylphosphatidylethanolamine metabolic process. Bases 251 to 793 code for a protein of 180 amino acids. The record is from RefSeq and is a predicted model, not a curated record. Gene Ontology annotation, cellular component: cytoplasm. Gene Ontology annotation, molecular function: glycerophospholipid phospholipase A1 activity; A2-type glycerophospholipase activity.